This is a messenger RNA of Aspergillus fischeri NRRL 181, 816 nucleotides long. RefSeq names its product putative helicase. Gene Ontology annotation, cellular component: cytoplasm; chromosome. Gene Ontology annotation, molecular function: 3'-5' DNA helicase activity; four-way junction helicase activity. Lineage: Eukaryota; Fungi; Ascomycota; Eurotiomycetes; Eurotiales; Aspergillaceae. The record is from RefSeq and is a predicted model, not a curated record. Gene Ontology annotation, biological process: double-strand break repair via homologous recombination. The transcript has 2 exons. The coding region runs from base 1 to 816 and encodes 271 amino acids.
AUGGUAUGGUUGACCGCCACGUUGCCCCCGAGCAUGGAGGCGGAAUUAUGCUGGCGGAUGAAGCAUGACCGGGCCGCCAUGACCAUAUACUGGGCCCGGACCAGCCGUCCGAAUGUGGCAUACCGGGUGUGGCGGCCCCCAAUCCCCGGGGUUGGCCGGGGGCCGUAUCAGUGGAUUGAGAGUGAGGCCAUGGUGGCAUUCAUUCAGGACCACAUCCAACGGGCUGCCGGGGGCAAGGUGAUCAUAUAUGCGAAUAUCAUCGGGCAGGUGACGGCCAUGGUGUGGGUGCUGGGGUGUGAGGCAUAUUACAGCGAGCAGUUGGACAAGGCUAGGGUAUUGGCGCGGUUCAUGGGGGCUAGCCCUGUGAUCGCCGCCACCAGCGCGUUAGGCAUGGGGGUGGACAUCCCCAAUAUCUGCAGCAUUAUCCAUAUUAGGACCCCGCGGACGUUACUGGAUUACGCGCAGGAGAGUGGCUGGGCUGGUGAGGCGAUCAUUAUCCAGCCUGCUGGGUGGGACGCCCCAGCACCGUGGAUGGAGGGGGUGGCCCCUGAGGACCAGGAGCGGGUCGCCGAGUAUAUGGGGGUGGUGGAAGGCGUUGGGUGCCGCUGGGUGGUGUUGGAUGAAUAUUUAGAUGGGGUGGUGGACGGGUAUCAGCAGCAGCAUUGCCAGGAUGCAGAUGCCAGGGAGCAGGCAUGUGAUGGGUGCGAUCCCAACUGGGAGGGGCCAGAGGUAGAUCCGGGUGAGUCAGGCAGCAUGCCAGCAAGGGACGCUGCUAGGGAGGCACUGUUCGAGGCAGGCAGCAUGCUAGCGAGGUAG